This is a messenger RNA of Paramecium primaurelia, 1766 nucleotides long. The record is from the annotation of a GenBank genome assembly. NCBI's taxonomy places the organism in Eukaryota, Ciliophora, Oligohymenophorea, Peniculida, Parameciidae.
AUGUUUAUUAUUUUUAUAUUACUUCUUUUAGAUUAGACUCAGAGUAAUAGAAUCACUAAACCAACUGUGACAGUUAUAGAUGAGACGUUUUAGUCAAAUGAUUUUUAUAGAUAAGCAUCUGAGAUUAUUGAAAUACCAUAUGGAGCGUAAUUUAUAUAAUCCACAUUAAUAUAGUUAUCCAGGAGUAUUUGCUAUAGAUUUACAUUAAAGAGUUAAAGGUGAAAUCAGCAAUAAAAGCAUUAAUUUAGGAGAUUUUGAGAAAGUAGAAGAAGAUCUUUUAGAAGAAGAUGGUUGUUAUUCAAUAUAGAGAAAUAUUGAAAUUAGUAUGAAAUUAAAGUUAUGGCUUGACAAAAGUGGUUUAACACGAGAUGUAUAUUGCACUGAUGUAGCUUUGGCUGAAAAAUUUAGGAAGGCUUAUGUUGUCAGAAAUGAUUUUACAAUUAUAUAAGUGGAUUUGAAUUAAGGUUUAUUUAAAUUAGAACUUGACCCUAUAAAAUAUUCAUUUGCCAAUUUACUUAAUUAUGAUUAGGAGGACACUGAUUAUCAUCCAUAUUUGGUAGGAGAUAGAGAAUCUAACAAAAUAUUUAUAUUCACAACAAAUGGGGGUUUGAGUUUUGAGAGUAAUAUGAACCAUGACUUAGAAUUUAAAGUAGAAGAGGAAAUAAAAAAAAGAGAUAAAAUCUAUAACGUUCAUUAUAAUGAAAAACAUUAAUUGAUAUUUGUGGCUUGUGGAUAUGAAGGUAUAGAUAUAUACAAAAUAAAUAAUGGAACAUUAAUAUUUUUGAAGGAUAUUUCAUCAUCAUAUUUAGGAAUUGAUAGUUAAAUAGUUGAUGUGAAUAGUAAUGGAGAAGAUGGAUUAUAUGUAUUAGAUUUUGAGAGAGGAUUAAAAUUUUAUUGGAUUAGAAAUAUGAUGGAAUUAAUUUACUAAUUUACAAUAAUGAUUUCAAAUGGUUAAAGUUUUGAUUUUUAUGAGAAUACAUUUUUUAUAGUAGCAAAAACAAUUAAUAAACAAGAUUUUGCAAUAGAAGUAUUUGUUAAUUAAGUAACUUAUGAUUAUUAUAUUAAUAACUAUUUUUUUGAUGAAAUGACUAUAAAUGAUGUGAAUGUAUUUUAAUAUUAUGCUGUUUUAAUUGGAGAUGAUGGUCAUAAAAUUAUUUAUCAUUCAAUUUAUUAAGGUAUAUAUUAAUAUCAUUAAAUAAAGGUUUUUUAAAUGAAAAUUUAAUAUCUCAUACAACAUUUUAUUAACCAGAUUUAGUAAAAGUAAAAGAAUUUGAAUUUGAUGGAGAAGAGUUUUCUAAUCAAAGAAUAUUUGCAGCAAUUAGUAAAUAUGAAUUCUAAUUAAUUAAUAUAAUAAUGAAUAUGCCUAAAAUUGAAUGUAAAUAUAGUGAUGCAGGAAUGAGAUAGUUUUAUGUUAUGAUUAAUUCAACAAAUUGUGCACAAAAAGAUAAGGAAAAUAAUCUUAAUUAUUAAUUCACUUUAUGUAAUGUAUCUCAUUCAUUCACUUUUACAACAACAGAAGUAUAUUAGAUAUUUAAUAUUAUUAGUUAGAAGGGAAUUAUAAUACAUAUGCUUAUUACACUCUUACAAUAUAUGUCUUAAUUGUAGCUGGUAUUUGGUUAGCUGUUCUUUUAUAUUAUUUAAUAAAGAAGUGGGGAUAUAAAAUUAAAUAUUUAAUUUGGAGAAAGAAAAUUGUUGAUGCUACUGCUCCAUAUAAUGAAAGUUUUGAUGCCAAAGAAACAGAACUACCUGAAACAUAAAAGCAAUGA